UUUCUUAAUAUUGUGGUUCAUGUCCCAUUUAAGGGAAUCCAAAUGAGGAGCUCUGUAACUACAACUCCUACAUCUAAGCCUCCACAUGCAUGCAAAUUGAGAUGCAGUCACAUCAUACUGAGAUGGGAAGCUGCAAAAAGCAGAACUGGCUUUAUCAGUCGCUGCUUAGUCCACUGUCUUGUCUGGUGCGACACAUCUGGACAGCAACUGCCCACAACCCAAGUUGGGCAACUCUUCAGCACUAAAAUUAAGAACAUAUUUAGAAGAUCUUCCCACAGCGCCAAACCAACUCUGCUAAUCUGGGACAAGAAAAGGAACAGGCAAUGACAAAGGGCAUUUGCUUCCUUCCUUCAAGUGCAAAUUGACUCAUCCACUGCUCUGCAACCUAAACUAUGUUCAGCUACAAGAUGGAGGGACUCCCAGGUCUUCUGUUAAGGCUGAUGCUGACAGGUCUUCUGGUGUCUGCCAAUACUUUCUCACCUUCAACACAUGGAAUUCCAUUCUUCAAAAAGCCUAGCAAGCCAGGAAGACUGGAAGAGGAGAUGAAGGUGCAAGGAGAGUCCCUCAGCAUAAAGGGCUUCUGUUCACAGCAAACGAAAGUCUGGUGCAAAGGAGAUCUGCUGAAGGAAUGUAACCCUACGGAGUCUCCUAGCCUCUCAGGCCCAGGGUGGAAAUAUCUGACUACUAAGCCAAACCAGAGGGUUGUACUACAGGAUCUGAAAAACGGCUGUUUUUCUUUUUUCAUGUCAGCUCUCCAAGUUGAAGAUUCAGGGAUAUACUUGUUUGGGGUCACUGAUGGCUUGAAUAUUGCCCCUUUAAGAAAAAUCAAUGUCAUUGUUCAAAAAGGCCUUCUUGCACCUACCAAUACUUUCUCACCUCCAACAUCCAAGGUUGCAUUUCUCAAAAGCCCUAGUAAGCCAGGAAAGAGACUAGAAGUGGUGAUGAAGGUGCAAGGAGAGUCCCUCAGCAUAGAGGGCUUCUGUUCACCGCAAUAUUUGCAACAAGAGGGAGUCUGGUGCAAAGGAGAUCUGCUGAAAGAAUGUAACCCUACAGAGCCUUCUAGCCUCUCAGGCCUAGGAUGGAAGUAUCUCACUUCUGAACCAAGCCAGAAAUUUGUACUACAGGAUCUGGGAAAUGGCUGUGCUGCUUUUUUCACAUCAGCUCUCCAAGUAGAAGAUUCGGUAUACUGGUUUGGGGUUCCUGAUGGCCUGAACAUCACCCCUUUAAGAAAAAUCAAAGUCAUUGUUCAAAAAGGGCAGCAAAAUUAUGGGACCGCGACAGAAACCAGUGAAAAUGAACAAAGGUACCAACAUUAUAUUAUUUUUAAUUUAAAGGCAUCUGGAUUAGCGAUUUGUGUUUGCUACAGUAUCUAUUACUCCCACCGUUCUAUACUGCAUUGCAUUUGGGUCCAAACAAAUUAUGUGAACAAGGAGGCAAUUACUGUAUCACUUUACCACAUUGUCUUAGUACUGGUUUCCAUUGCGGUUGGCAUAACAAUUAUUGCAGCCCUCAUAUUGGUUGUCACAAUGCUCAUCAAGAAGAAAACAAGAGCAGCAGAUGACCUGAAUUUUGGUGAUAACCCAAACUGUAGAAUAAUAACAUUCCAGAUACAUGAAAGCACUGCUACCGACAAUCCUUUGGACAAAGAAACAAACGCAGUAUACGCCAUAUUGAAGAAGCCAAAGUCAAUGACAGAGGAUGUGACAUACGUCAACACAAAGUUCCCACUAAGGUCAAGUUUCAUCAAACAUCCCAGUGAGCUUUCCUCUCCAGGAGAGUGCUCUCCUGGUGUGAUCUCUUCAGGAUCUGUGAAGUAUGCAAAUAUCAUCUUUGGUUCACAGGUUCCACAUAUCAAGGACUAAAGACAAACUAGAUAUACUUGUAUGAGUUCUAGAUCUCUGAUUGUGAAAUUUAAUUCUGAAACAAAGGUGGAAGUUGCAUUUGGCUGAGAAUU
Messenger RNA from Lacerta agilis (Sand lizard), 1954 nucleotides. RefSeq lists its product as uncharacterized. Gene Ontology annotation, molecular function: signaling receptor activity. Lineage: Eukaryota; Metazoa; Chordata; Lepidosauria; Squamata; Lacertidae. The record is from RefSeq and is a predicted model, not a curated record. Gene Ontology annotation, cellular component: cell surface.